Pungitius pungitius (ninespine stickleback) is the source of this 1922-nucleotide messenger RNA. It is a transcript of the gene lcat, whose product is annotated as lecithin-cholesterol acyltransferase. The transcript has 7 exons. The coding region runs from base 249 to 1553 and encodes 434 amino acids. NCBI's taxonomy places the organism in Eukaryota, Metazoa, Chordata, Actinopteri, Perciformes, Gasterosteidae. Gene Ontology annotation, molecular function: phosphatidylcholine-sterol O-acyltransferase activity. Gene Ontology annotation, biological process: lipid metabolic process. The record is from RefSeq and is a predicted model, not a curated record.
ACAGCCGUGUGAUGGCCGGGUGCGCGCGCGUUUGCUGAUGGCGGAUUUUUGUUAAUUUUUUUUAUUUAACUCGCUCAAGGCAAUUUUAACGUUUCCACUGAACAACCCGUUUUGUGCCCGACCCGCUUCUCCCCCGCCACACCACCCCCACCUCACGCACACACAAACGCGCACCAGCCCCCACGCGCGCGCACACACACACACCGAGCAAAAGCCCCCGUCCCGCGCCGCAGCAGUUCGACAGGAACAUGGGAGCCGCAAGACACGUCGGCCCGGUGCUGCUGCUCGUCGGCCUGCUGGGGCUCCACCACGCCUCGGGUUUCUGGAUCGUCAACGUGGUCUUCCCGCCCAACGCCAAAUCCCGACCACCGAGCAACAGCACUCCUCCGCUCGUUAUCGUGCCUGGGAACUUGGGGAACCGUCUGGAGGCAAAGAUAAACAAGCCGGCGUUGGUCAGCUGGAUGUGCUACAAGAAGACAGCACACUGGUUCCCCCUGUGGAUUGACCUCAACAUGUUCAUGCCUAUAGGUAUAGACUGCUGGAUUGAUAACAUUAGACUUGUGUACAACAGGACGAGUCGGCGAUCGUCCAACUCACCAGGGGUGCAGGUGCGGGUGCCGGGGUUCGGGCAGACGUAUCCCAUUGAGUUUCUAGACUCUAACAAACUGGCCGGUUAUUUUUACACAAUGGUGCAACAUUUGGUCAACGUGGGCUAUACCCGGAACGAGACUGUCCGAGGAGCGCCAUAUGAUUGGAGAUUGCCUCCUAAUGAGAAUGAGGAGUAUUUCACAAAGCUACAGGAGCUGGUUGAAGAGAUGUACGAGCGGCACCAGAAGCCCAUCUACCUGCUGGGUCACAGCAUGGGCUGCCACUAUGUGCUGUACUUCCUCAACCACCAGCCGCAGGCCUGGAAGGACAAGUACAUCAGGGGCUUCAUUUCCCUGGCAGCUCCGUGGGGGGGUGCUGUCAAACCCCUCAGAGUCUUGGUGUCAGGGGAUAACGAUGGCAUCCCGCUGAUCUCCACUAUCAAGAUCCGCCAGGAGCAGAGGAUGGCCACGACUAAUCCCUGGAUGCUGCCGUCUGAGACUAUUUGGCCAAAGGACCACGUGUUCAUCUCCACACCGACCUUCAACUACACCAACCAGGACUACCAGCGCCUCUUCACGGACAUCGACUUUGAGGACGGAUGGCACAUGUGGGAGGACACCAAGAACCUGACCGGGGAUCUCCACCCCCCUGGCGUCGAGGUGUGGUGUAUGUACGGCGUUGGGAUUCCGACUCCGGUGACGUACGUCUACGACGAGGAGUUUCCCGACGUGGACCCGGUGGACUUUGUUUACGCCGACGGGGACGACACGGUGGACAGCUUCAGCAUGAGCCUCUGUAAACGUUGGCAGGGCCAACAGGAGAUGCCCGUCCACGUCACCGAGUACCGAGGGCUGGCCCACUUGGACAUAGUGUUCAGUGAACAGGUGCUCAAUAACAUCCAACGUAUCCUGGAGGGACAUUCAGACACGCCCAGUGAGAUUGACCUCCGGUUUAAGGGUGAAUAGGCAAGAGCCUUUAAAAGUGGAGAAAAUUAGAAAAAAAGACACCGAUUGAUGGAUUCUCUACAUAGCCGACCAACUCUUUUGUUCAAUGUUGUCGUAUUUCUUUCAAUGUUCAUUCAGGCCACUUCAAAUAUAUUAGUACACUAUCAAAAUUACACAAUCCCAAGGUUUAAUUUGAGGGACGACCCCUUCAUUAAUGCUUUCAAACACACUUCAUGACCCAUAUCAUAUUUCGUAGGUAGUUCAGAGGAGUGUAAUGGAAAGUUUAGAGGGACCUCGCCAGUUGCCCAUUUUUUUAUUGUUUUAAGGUCGAAACCAUUAUUUCUUCAAGGCUAUAUAUAUUUUCUGUAUGAAAUAUUGUUGAAUAAAACA